GAAGAACAAUUUUUCGCUUAUUUAACACACUUUGCACAAUUUUUUUCUCGAACAAUUCAUCAAAAUUUAACUGUAUGGGAUUUUCAGGAAGUAACGCUUGGUCCAUGGCCGCAUCUUGUCUAUCGGACGAUUGGCGGCAUGCUCGACAUCACAUUCUUUCCCGGCCCGAAGCCAGAGGAUGUCAUUAAGCAGUAUCUCACUUUCAUCGGAAAGCCCUAUCUCCCGGCUUAUUUUGCAUUCGGCUUCCAGCUUUGUCGCUUUGGAUAUACUGGUCUGGAUGAAAUGAAAGCGGUGGUGAGCAGAGUACAAAAAGUUGGUGUACCACUUGAUGUUGUAUAUGCGGAUAUCGAUUAUAUGGAACGAUACACCGAUUUCACCGUUGGAAAAGUGCGUGAACUACGUGAAAUUUUGCAUCAAUUGAAAUCCGAGAACCAGUCAGUAGAUCAUCUGUAA
Messenger RNA from Gongylonema pulchrum, 453 nucleotides. NCBI's taxonomy places the organism in Eukaryota, Metazoa, Nematoda, Chromadorea, Rhabditida, Gongylonematidae. The record is from the annotation of a GenBank genome assembly.